GCUUCAGGGAAGAGAGAACAGGAAGUUCAAGAUCCUGGCUGGCACCGAGCUUUGGAGGAGCAGGGGACAGCGAGGCGGCCGUGUGACAAGGACUCAGAAGGAGGGGAUGAGGCGGGAGGGCUUGGUGGUGGCCAACUCACGCAGGGUCUCGGACGACCCUUUCCCGAGGCUUCGGUCUCCGGCUCUGGGAGGCAGAGAGCAGGCGGUACCCCGCAUGAUGCAGUCUCACGGCUUCCCUCCCAUUCCAGACUAUGAGCCCUGGGAGCAGCACCUGCCGCUUGGCGUCAGCAUCUCCUGCGUUGUCAUCCUGACCAUCUGCCUGUCCUGCUACAUCAGCAUCAUCAAGAUUAAGAAAGGAUGGUGGGACCAGAUUCCCAACCCAGCCCACAGCCCCCUAGUGGCCAUAGUCAUCCAGGACUCCCAGGUGUCACUGUGGGGGAAGCGGUCCCGAGGCCAGGAACCAGCUAAGUGCCCACACUGGAAGACCUGUCUUACCAAGCUCCUGCCCUGUUUACUGGAGCACGGCAUGGACAGGGAUGAGGAGUCCUCCAAGACUGCCAGAAACGCGCCUUUCCAGGCUCCUGGAAAAUCAGCAUGGUGCCCUGUGGAGGUCAGCAAGAUGAUCCUCUGGCCAGAGAGCAUCAGCGUGGUGCAGCGUGUCGAGCUCUUUGAGGCCCGGGUGGAGAAUGAGGAGGAGGAGGAGAUGGAGGAAGAUAAAAGAAGCUUCUGCCCAUCGCCCGAGGGCAGCGGGGGCAGCUUCCAGGAGGGCAGGGAGGACAUCGCAGCCCGGCUGACAGAAAGCCUCUUCCUGGACCUUCUCGGGGGGGAGCCUGGGGGCUUUUGCCCACAGGGUUUGGAGGAGUCCUGCCUUCCUCCUCCUCUAGGAAGUGAGUGUGCUCAGAUGCCCUGGGCUGAGUUCCCGGGUGCCGGGCCCCAGCCUCUGCACCCCGAGUCCACUCCUUGGGCCUCUCCGACCCCGAGGCUGGCCAGCCCGGCUUUCAUGGAGAUGCCCCCUGUCGUCACAGACAACCCCGCGUACCGCAGCUUCGGCAGCCUCCUGGGCCAGUCCGCAGCCCCCGGGGAGGGUGACUGCGACACAGAGCCGGCCGAACGCCCCAGGGAAGCGGACCCCGGCAUCCCCUCCGCCCCCCGGCCUGAGCCAGAAAGCUGGGAACAGAUUCUGCGCCAGAGUGUCCUCCAGCAUCGGGAGGCCCCGGCCCCCGGCCCGGGCCCCGGCAGCGGCUACCGGGAGUUCGCGUGCGCCGUGCAGCAGGCCUGCGCCCCCGACGCCGGGGUGGCGGGCUCCGGCCCUUCCGGGGAAGCGGGGUACAAGGCCUUCUCCAGCCUGCUCCCGGGGACAUCUGGGGAUGAGGCCAGCUGUGGGGAGGGGGGCUACAAACCCUUCCAGAGCCUCCCUCCUGGCGGCCCUGGGGCCCCCGCCCCCGUCCCCCUGUUCACCUUCGGACUGGACACGGAGCCAGCGCGCAGCCCUCGGGCCUCGCUCCUCGCAGGCAGCGCCCCAGGGCACCUGGGUGUGGAGCCGGUGGGGAAGGAAGGGGACAGCCACAAGGCCCUGCUGGCCCCGGAGCAGGCCACAGACGCCCUCAGGGACGACUUGGCCGGCAGCAUCGUCUACUCAGCCCUCACCUGCCACCUGUGUGGCCACCUGAAGCAGUGGCACGGCCAGGAGGAACGUGGCAAGGCCCACAUGGUGCCCAGCCCCUGCUGUGGCUGCUGCAGAGACAGGUCCUCGCCCCUGGUGAGCCCCCUGCGGGCCCCAGACACCCUGCCAGGGGGCGCUCCCCUGGAGGCCAGCCUCUCUCCAGCUUCCCUGGCCCCCUUGGGCGUCUCAGAGGAGGGCAAGCCCUCCCUGUCCUUCCAGCCUGCCCCCAGCAAUGCGCAGAGCUCAAGCCAGACCCCCGUAGAGGUGGCCGUGCUCUCCACAGAGCCCAUGUGCAUCAGCGCUUCUUAGGUGUGUCCUCCCCUCGCCGCCGUCACAGGGGAGGGCCUUAGCCAGGCCUGCAACAGGCCUCCCCUGCCUCCCCCGGAAGGUGGCUGGGCUGGAAGAUUUGCAAAAGACUUGGAAAACCCCGGUAUGAAGUGGUGAGGUGGUCUGACGCGGGGGUACAGAGACCGGACCCCCCGCCCCCCAUCUCCCAGCCUUGGCCUGGGCUCAGCACAUCCCAUGGGAGUGUAUGGCAUGGGGUCGAGGCAGAUUCAGAGAUCGGGAGUUCCUUGGGCCCCUUGGCUUGUGCACCAGCCAUUGGCCACUUCAUCGGUCCCCAGCUUGUCCAGGGUGCUGUCCCUGCCAUGCCCCGCCCCCCCCCCCCCAGGCCUGCUUUUUCCACCAUGUCUUGCCCAGCCCUGGGAUUAGCUGCUGCUCCCUGUGGAUUGGACGCCAAGCCCGGCAACUAACCAAGCCAACAGGGGAAGGAUUUGGGAAGCCUUGGGAAAUGGAUGGGACAUUGAAGUUCGGGAAGGGUGCUCAUUUGGCCAGAGAUGCCCGUUCAUUCAACAGACCUCCCUUGGGUUGACACUGGAGUUGGGAUCUGGGCUGGAGUGGGGAGGGCGUGCUUCGUCAAAUGCAGGCAACAGACACCAAAGGACACGGAAGAUUGCGAUCGCCAAGCCAUGACGAGUUGCCAUCAGGUUCCCACACGACCGUAAGACUGGGGACUCCUGUGAAGCACGGGAUCCCCAGAGUAAACACCUCGGGGCUGCUCUGUGCCCCCGUGGUUGCUUGCUGGCAGCCACGGAGACUCCAGACAAAGGGAGUGGCUCCGGUCCGGUGAUCCAGACGUGCUGGGCGUUCCAGAAGGACCACACCAGGUGCACUAGGCAUGUACAUUGACCUACCCCUCAGGUUGAGUAAUGCUUGUUUGCAUCUCAAAGAUUGUUUUAUCACCUGGUAUUUGUCUAGGCUGGGGAGGGUGGAGCAGGAGGGCGUGGAGUUUUGUAUAAAUAAAGGCUCUUUAUCUCCUUCCCCGCCCCCCCCCCACUUAUUAAAUAAACAACUGCUA
Messenger RNA from Neomonachus schauinslandi (Hawaiian monk seal), 3020 nucleotides. RefSeq names its product interleukin-4 receptor subunit alpha. Gene Ontology annotation, biological process: cytokine-mediated signaling pathway. Gene Ontology annotation, molecular function: cytokine receptor activity; protein binding. The transcript has 4 exons. The coding region runs from base 107 to 1972 and encodes 621 amino acids. The record is from RefSeq and is a predicted model, not a curated record. Lineage: Eukaryota; Metazoa; Chordata; Mammalia; Carnivora; Phocidae. Gene Ontology annotation, cellular component: membrane; external side of plasma membrane.